CAUUAAUAGUAGAAUUAGUGCUGGCCUCUUUAAUUCACUAUCCAGUAAAGAUUCUGCAGGUGCCCAAACACUGUGAGGAGAAGAAGACCUGGGAAUCAUGUAAAUCCUCUUCCUUCCUCCUGAUGAUCAGGGUAAAUAUUUUAAGGAGGAGAGUGACACUCAGAGACUGGCUCAAAGGGUCCUCCAGCGAAACUUAAGUCAGCGUUCUUUCAGCAUCAUUAAAAUGGAUUUAGAAGACAACUAUGUUGAUGCUUUGGAUCCAGAGAAGUUAAUACAAUGUCCAUAUGAUCGCUAUCAUCAAAUCCGAGCCUGUCGGUUUCCCUAUCAUCUUAUAAAGUGCAGGAAGAACCACCCUAAUAUUGCAGAGCAGCUAGCCACAUGCCCCUUUAAUGCCCGCCAUCAGGUUCCCAGAGCUGAGAUCAGACAUCAUAUAUCAAGCUGUGAUGACAAAAUCUGCAUUGAGCAAGACAUUGUGAGUCAGUCGAAUAACUGCCACAGAGAGAUGAACACUGUCAGCAUGUGGCAGCCGUCCCCAUGUGACGAAGACUGGGAUAAAGAGCUACAGGAGCAAUCAGAUUCUGUGUUCGUUUGGGGCACGUUCAAUAGUGGCAUAAACAACAGCCCUGGGUCCAGCAUAGUGAUGGAACCAAAGAAUAACCUAAUGCCAGGCAUGAGAGCACCCAGGUCCUUGCCAUAUAGCCUAUCCUGGAAAAGCAAGGUGCAUGGAUGGGAAAUUGGUACUUGGAAAAACAAUGGCUCAUCAGCUUUUGCUACAGUCAUCACUAUGGGCUGGCUGGCUGUUUUAUGGAAUAAUAGACCAUUUCCAGAUGCUGGAAAGUAGGUAUCCUGCUACAUGUGGACUCUCCACCUGGAAUCAUUGGACAGGAGCUGGUAACUGAAGACCAGAGAAGAGAAGAAGCUGCUAUUGAAUGCUUAUCUGUUUCCUUUAGAAAUGUGAGGUGCUGGUUAAGAGACUCAGAUAAACUCCCUCUGUGUUGGCUAAGCACUCGCAGCCCUAACCUUCCUGCAGAACUGUCCUUCACAUAUCUGGCUGCUGUCCUGAAAUCAUCCCGACCAAGGUAAUUGGACAGAAUGCUGUUAACCCUUGAUACCAGAGACUCUCAAAAACUAACUCCAUACACGCUGGUGCCAAGGAGCUAGCAGAGUUCAAACGGUCUGAAUCCGAAUGCUCUACAAGUUACCUCCUGGAGGGUGUUUGCAUUAAUCAUUGCUGGACUCCUGCAUGUCUUUGCAUUAAAAUGUGUUGUGGCUGUUUACCCCUGCAUGGUACUGAUGGUGCGUUUCUCUCAUAGGGAUUGCAGUGCCAGGUCAGGCCAUUGGUCCAUGUGGGCCCCCUCACACUGGGGGUAAGCUCUCAAAGUGGUACGGCUCUCCCUGAUGAGGAGUUAGGCAUCUGAAUGUUUGGGUCCCUCUAAGUUUCCCUCUAGAGACCUUGAAUGUGUACUAGUCCUCGGGUGUCCCAGGGUCAGAUCAGC
Mauremys reevesii (Reeves's turtle) is the source of this 1496-nucleotide messenger RNA. Its product is annotated as gametocyte-specific factor 1-like. The coding region runs from base 224 to 841 and encodes 205 amino acids. The transcript is spliced from 9 exons. The record is from RefSeq and is a predicted model, not a curated record. Lineage: Eukaryota; Metazoa; Chordata; Testudines; Geoemydidae.